Messenger RNA from Pipistrellus kuhlii (Kuhl's pipistrelle), 952 nucleotides. RefSeq names its product myomixer, myoblast fusion factor (gene MYMX). The record is from RefSeq and is a predicted model, not a curated record. Gene Ontology annotation, biological process: skeletal muscle organ development; myoblast fusion. Lineage: Eukaryota; Metazoa; Chordata; Mammalia; Chiroptera; Vespertilionidae. Bases 168 to 422 code for a protein of 84 amino acids. Gene Ontology annotation, cellular component: plasma membrane; endoplasmic reticulum membrane; Golgi membrane. The transcript is spliced from 2 exons.
GGCUGGGCUGGGUGGGGCAGCCCUGUGUCCUGAGUGUCCUGUGAAGUUGUGUCCCCACAAGCAAAGCCAGGCAGAGAUUGCUUCAGAGCAGUGGCUCUGACGGGUGAGGAGAAAGCCGGAGAGGCAAGCCCAGAUUCUGGAUUGCCUUCCAAGUCCCUGACCCGGCCAUGCCCGCCCCGCUGCUCCCACUCCUGCUUCGGACACUGCUGUCCCGCCUGCUGCUGCCCGCCGCCCGCCUGGCCCGCCGGCACCUCCUGCCCCUGCUGAGUCGCCUGGCCCGCCGCCUGGGCUCCUGGGACUUACGUGAGGCUUUGCUGAGCUGUCUGCUGUUCCUCCUCAGCCAGAGACACCAGCCAGACUCUGGAGAGGCCUCCAGAGCAGCCCGCCCUGAGAGGAGGGAGAGGGUAGCCCCACAGAAAUGAGGCCACGAGUCCUGGUCACAGCAGGAACCGAGUGCUCUCUGUGGAGUAAGACGGUCCUGGCACCAUCAGGGACCAAAGCCUGCCCAGUGGGCAUUCGACAUGGUUCGGGACUGAGCAUGAGAGGGGUCUGAGGACUUGCCUCCCGGGCCCAGCAGGAAAGACUGGAACCAGGCCCUGCCUCUAGCAGAAAACUGGUCUGUACCUCCUCUCUGCAGGCCUCAGGGCCUUUACCCCGACAAACGCAGGCAUGGGGUCCUGGGAGGGACAAUUGACCAUUUAGUGGAGAGGCGAGAUUUUAACCCAGACUGUCUUUCCGACUGAGGAUUUACCUUAAAAGCAUGAAACCUUGAUUUCCCCCACCCCCACUCCCACACCACCCCGGAUUCAGUCCCGCCCCAAAGCCCAGCAUGCAGCAGGUGCUCAAUAAAUAUUGUUGAAUUCCUGGGGCACCUUUGAAAUUCUUAUCAGCCGCACGCGGCCAGGCAGUCUCACCUGGCCGGGAGCUGGGGGUGAGGAGCAGCUCAAGGCUU